CUCUCUCUCUUUCCCUCUGUCUCUUCACUUGGCUGACUCAGCCUCCUUUUGUCGGUCUGCCUCGGAGUUCUUCCUUCCCCCCCUCUCCCUCCCCCCCGGCCAAAUGCCCUCGAUCAUCAGAGACACUUCUGACCGCCCCCACCGGCGGGAUUUCCCCCAGGACCCCGACUUCCACGCAUCGUUGAGGUGCUUUGCCGCCAGCUGGACGGAGGAGGAUCUGGAGGCUGUGCGACGCUUCCGGCGCGAUCUGCCGGACCUCCAGCGGUUUCUGGGCUCACCCUCCCUGCGGGUGGUGUACUUUCCCGGUCGUACGCCCCUGACUGGGCACCAUGGCUACGGCCUCCGUGGCUAUGACUUCCCGUCGCACUUCACCAAGGCAGGGUUGUGCCUCAACCUGACUGAGGCGCGCUGGAUCCCCCGAUAUAUUCGCGAAAACCUCAAGCGCAUUGUAUGCUCCCUCGCGCCCAUGGAUGCUCAUUUUCCUUGCUCCAAUGGCCUCGCAGGUGGCCAUGGUCCCUUCGCAAUCUGACGUGGGUUUGCAUGCGCUCCAGGAGCGCCGGCGAGUGAAUGCCCUCGGGGAGCUCGUCAUCCAGUCGGGCGCCUCCUGCUCGCAGAGGAUCAAUCUCGACAUCUGCAUCCGCCAGCUUUUGGCCGCCCUCGACCGGGCCAGCAUCCUGCCCGAUUUGGAGCCCCACUCCCGACACGAUAGGAUCGUGGCCCUCGCCGCCGCAUUCAAGGAGCGCCGACACCGCCAAAAGCGCCGGCGCGCCGGAAUCAUGGAGGCCCGGCGUCUACCCCGGGACUAGUCUGGGCCUGUGUUUUUUUUUCUUUUUGCUUGUGCCCCUUCUUCGUGCCCACUCCGAGUGCACACAGGCCCCAUCGCUCUGGUCAGCCUGUCAGCGCCCCGAGGAGCAAAGGCAUCACCUGCAGGGCGCGCGUAUGUGUGCAUACAUGCAUGCAUGCAUGCAUGUA
Molecule: messenger RNA, 972 nt
Organism: Fonticula alba
Lineage: Eukaryota; Rotosphaerida; Fonticulaceae
Exons: 4
Coding region: 104-529 (141 amino acids)
Biological process (GO): mitochondrial translational termination
Cellular component (GO): mitochondrial large ribosomal subunit
Source: RefSeq, a predicted model, not a curated record